Anopheles funestus (African malaria mosquito) is the source of this 2035-nucleotide messenger RNA. RefSeq lists its product as uncharacterized. The transcript has 2 exons. The coding region runs from base 664 to 1983 and encodes 439 amino acids. The record is from RefSeq and is a predicted model, not a curated record. Lineage: Eukaryota; Metazoa; Arthropoda; Insecta; Diptera; Culicidae.
AAGCAAUAAAAUCAACAAAUGGAAACAGUAGUAGAAAACAACCUUGAUUCAUCCAACUUUGCGAACGACCACACACUGAGCGCAAAAGUUUGUCCGCCUAGUUCACUUGCAGCUGUGAGCUGUGAUUGAUCGCUUGAUUACCGUUUGAGCGCAUGCAGUUUGUCACUCGACGUGUUUCGUUUGCAUGUGUACAACAAAUCAGGUUGUUAUUUUAUUCACAUUCACAGAAUCUAUUAUUAGAGAAUCGGUUAAGCGCUACGUAGAUAGCAAUCGUCAAUUGUGUGUUUGCUGGUGAAUAUCAAUACAAUUUAUCUAAAGUACAAGUAGUUUUCAAUUUGUAGUAAAAAUUUAAACGUAACGAGUUCAAUUUCUGUCUCUCAGCAUAUUUUGCUAGGCCCGAAUACGAUUACACUUGCAGUCACACUUGUCUCACACUCACUACGUUUUGUAGCCGGUCAUUUGACACCGGCUGAAGUCGUUCGGUAAACAGACACAGUUGCAGUCUAGAGUUGUGCCGCUCUCUGAAUGUGAGUGUUUGUUUAUUAGCGCUUGUUGUAAAACGGUCUCUAUAAACUAAGUGUAUAGAUACUGAUAAGCACAGUCGGACAGUUGCCUUCGCACCGUCCAGUCAGCACUAAGACAGUGGGGCCAUUCUUUCGCGUGAUGGAGUUGAAAGAAACCUACAUUAAAACGCGUCUCGUUACGCAAGUGAUGGACAACCAUGAGUGUUUCCGCGGGAUGGAAGUUGUUGGAUGUACACUGCAAACACCCAAGCAGCUUGAUGGGUUCAUGUCAACUAUCCACCAAUUGACGCUGAUUCUACGCAACAAAGCGAACGGGGAAGAAUCCACCGUACCACUGCUGGUGAAGGUGAUGAAGGGAGAGGAUCGCUUCCGCACGCAAAAUCUCGGACAUGUGUUGUUCCCGAACGAAAUCAACAUCUACGCGAAUGUGCUGCCGUACUUUGAUUCAUUCCUUGCCGAAGCUGGAACAUCCCUCAGGGCGACGGAAUGGUGCCCCCGGGCCUACCUUAGCACGAUGGGACAGUUUCCCGAAUAUAGUGCAACGUUCGAAACGUUUCUUGUGAUGGAAAAUGUCACACCGAAAGGUUUCCGAACCGGACCACGGUUAGAUCUGGACGAGGCACAUCUUACCCUGAUGGCGGAAAUCAUUGCCCGGUAUCAUGCAUGCUCGUACGCAUUGCGCAUACAGAAUCCAGCAGCAUUAGACACCCUUGUGGAGAAGAUCAUUCCACUGAACUUCCUGCAGGAUGGUACAAUAUUUUUCGAAAGCUACGACAUGAUCUUCCGGCUGGCAGCUGAACGUUUGUUUCUGUACGUUGAUGCAACACCCGGCGAACUGGACAGCGAGCAGUUCCAGCGGCACAUCCACAUCCUGCGUACCAAGUACGGGCCAAAUCAGUCGCUGCUUAUGCAAAAGCUGCUCGAUCGUGAUCCGAUCUACUCGGUAAUUCUGCACGGUGACUACAAUCGUAACAAUGUGCUGUUCCGUUACACCAAUCAGACGCCGGUCGAGAUACUGAUGAUCGAUUUCCAGGAAAACCGGUACGGAUCCCCAGCACUGGAUUUAUCCUUCUUCAUGUACAUGAACAUGACGCCGGAACUGAGGGAACGGUUUUGGGAUGAGCUGUUGCACCGCUACCAUCGACAGUUGCUCCAAACGCUCUGCGAAGUGUUACGGUGCCCGGUGACGGAUCCACGCCUGGAACCGUACAGUGAGCGGAAUUUCCGCAACCACUUUUCCCGCUUCGCACUGUACGGUGCAAUGGUAGCGCUUAAUUUUAUUCCCACAAUGAUGAGCUGCGAGGAGGAAUGUGCGGAAAUUAGUGGCUACUUUGAGCAGGACAUUCAUAGCGAAGGCUUUCGGCGGUGCACGUUAACGAUUGGCGGGAACGUGGUUAACCGCCGAAUUACGGCAGUGAUGCGACACGCAAGCAAAAUGGGAUACAUGGAUAUGAUGUAAGGUGUUCAAGCCGAUUCACAGCGAACGUAAUGGUUGGGCCAAGAUGUAAAAU